AUGGGUAGUGGAGGUACUAGCACCAUAUUCACAGUUAAAAAUGAUGGUUCAAACACUGCAGUAGGCAAGGUGUUUGACGAGUUUGGAACCAAGUACUGGGAGGAAUUGCUGCGCGACGCCAAAAAAUUCUGCAAGGAAAAGUUCGGCGAGGUGAAGGAUCAUUCCACCGUCACCCUCGUCGUCGUGGAAUUGCAACGAGGCAUACCAGCAGUAACAGUAGGUGAUAAGAUUGAGCUCUCGGCCCACUAUAUUGUGGAAAAAAAAAAUGAUAAGAAGGAGAUCAAGGGCGUGAUAUACCAUGAAUCCGUUCAUGUUUGGCAGAACAACGAAGGCAAUUAUAGAGAUGCGAAAUUCCGUGGCGUGAUAGAAGGUGUGGCUGAUUGGAUCCGGCUCCGAGCAGAUCUUGCACCCCCUCACUGGAAAAAGGCACCCUCUGCACACUGGUAUGAUGGGUACGAGACAACUGCCUACUUUCUGGAUUGGAUAUGCUAUCGUUACGACGAGAAUUUUGUAAAGAAAUUGAACAAGAAGAUGAAGAACUCGUGGAGCGAAGACUUUUUCCAACAGAUUGUUCACAAGGAGGUGGAAGAGCUGUGGAAUGAGUAUAAAAGAACCCCAUAAAAUUAGAGUAGAUUACGCACUCUGUGGUCUGAAUGAUCGGGAACUAAAAGGAGCCGACGAUGUUUUUCACUUACUUGGAAUUCAUGAUAACUAAUGCCCAUAUUUAUGUCUUUCCUAGUUAACGAGCAAUUUCGGUGCUUGUUAAAAGUUCGAAUCUGAAUACAUUGUCGUUCGGGUAUUCCCUGUU
Messenger RNA from Physcomitrium patens, 808 nucleotides. RefSeq lists its product as uncharacterized. Lineage: Eukaryota; Viridiplantae; Streptophyta; Bryopsida; Funariales; Funariaceae. The record is from RefSeq and is a predicted model, not a curated record.